AUGAGCAGGCCAACUUCCAACCUGCAGGAGAAAGGAGGCUCCUCAGGUUCGACCUCCGCUGACCUGCGUACGCGGCGUUUUUUUCUGUAUCGCAAGAAGCCCUGGCCGCUCCGCUACGAUGUCUGGCCCUUUGCACUCCUUGUUGGCGCGUGUGCUGUUCUGGUCUUCAACGACCUCGCCUACCGCGAAGACGUGCUUCCAGUGUCUCCAACAUCCCCUAGGCCACCUCCUGAGUCGGCCAGCACACUAGGCGACGCAGCUUCCUCAGACACAGCAGCGGACCCGCGAGAGGCGCUGGAAGAGGAUACACGCAACCCGCAGCCUGCCGAGAGAAUACCCGCGGAGGCUGGAAUCCCGCCGUCUGCCAGCUCGGGUGCAUCUGAUCCGCAGUACGAUGAAAUUGAUGCUUCUACGUCAUCGUCCACAGAGGCGCCAAAGACGAUCGAAGAGCUCUUCCCGACUCUGGCGUGGUUGUUUUCGUCAGUGUAUUUCCUGUACUGCCUUUUGUGGGCUUUUCUCGGAGGUCUCUUGCAUCUCAGCACCCACUGGUUCGUGGCCUUGGAUUGCCUCGUUGGCCACACUCGCACGUCGUCAGUAGACGAAGCGACUGAUGUUCUCGUCAUUCCUCCCGGGGGUAAGCCGCUGGAAAGACGAACGCUGUGCCCCCUGAUUCGGCGACCAGACCAGGCUUUCUUCUUUUACCGUAAAAAGAAGUUCAUGUUUGUUCCCGCCACAAGCUCUUUCGAGCCCCUCCGUUUCCCGAAAAGUCAGCCUCUGUCUGAGUAUCUCAAAUGGAAGGGACUCGAAGCAGCUCCACAGUCCAGUCCCCAGCCUCUUCCGCCCACUUCCGUGAAGCUGGCCUCGGAACUGCAAUGCGCGCCUGUCGAAAAAACGCUCUCCCCCCGGUGGGAUCCUUCAGAGGAUAUCUCCGUCCAGGCUGUGCAGGCGAAAUACGGUUUGAACGACUAUGACAUCCCUAUCCCGACGUUCCAAGAACUGCUCAAGGAGCACGCGGUCUCGCCCUUCUUCGUGUUUCAAAUGUGCUGCGUUUUCCUCUGGCUGAUUGACGAAUACUGGCAAUACAGUCUCCUCACUCUGGUGAUGCUCGUCCUGCUGGAGUGCCAAAUGGUGAAGAAACGCCUGAAAGAUUUCCAGCAGCUCCGGGCCAUGCGCAUUCCUCCCCGCCCCGUCCAUGUCUUCCGGUCGGGCUCCUGGGUUCCCAUCCGCUCGGAUUUCCUUCUCCCCGGGGAUGUCUUCGCCAUCACUGGAUCGAGCAAACCGGACGCCGCUGUAUGCCCCGUGGAUGCUCUCCUCCUUCAGGGCUCUGCCGUCGUCAAUGAGGCAACUCUCACAGAGACCCAGGACGCGUUUGCGGUGUGUGCUGACGGUUCUAUCACCCCAGGCGAGUCGAUUCCCCAGACUAAGGGUAAGCUCGUGCGGACGAUUCUCUAUUGUCACGGUCGCGUGACGGUGGCGAGUCGCGAGGCGUGGCUGUUUUUGGGGCUUCUUCUCGUUCUCGCGCUGUGCGCGUCCGCCUACGUUCUCCGAGAAGGCAUUCAAAACGCGGACCGGUCUCGAUUCAAGCUCUUUCUCUCCUGCUCCCACAUCGUCAUGGCUGUCGUCCCUGCGGAGUUCCCCAUCACGCUCUCCCUCGCAGUGACCAUGUCGCUGCUGCUUCUCUUCACUCAGCAGAUUUUCUGCACCGAACCGUUCCGAGUGCCCUACGCCGGUCAGGUCGAUGUGUGUGCCUUCGACAAAACGGGAACUCUGACCUCGGAUUCCAUGCGCGUGAAAGGCGUCUACGGUGUACAGACAGGCGGACAGGAGCCGAAGCAGUCGGCAACCGCCGGAGGAACAGACCUCGGCAACGCUGAAGAGGACACCCUCGUCACGCAGGUUCUGCCCUUUGAUACCGUGGCAGUUAUGGGCGCUUGCCACGCCUUGGCAGUCGUCGAUGGACACCUCUUGGGAGAUCCCCUGGAGAAGGCGGCCUUCUCCGCGGUUGGAUGGACGCUCACUUCGCCUGACUGCGUCGUGUCUGCUCCCCGCCCGUGGCCGCUGCCUACGAGCUCGACAUUUCAGCAGGACCGCAUCUCCAUUCUUCGUCGCUUCCCGUUUUCUUCUGUCCUCCAAAGAAUGACCGUUGUGGCGCGUGUGGACGGCCCGCGGAUGCCGUGGCACGGCGCCUGUGCCGCGUCGAAAAGCGUGCAGGCGUUUCUGGGAAAUCCGCCAAAGGACCGAACCCCAGACGCGGGGUAUGCGGACUUUGUCGCCUCAAAGGGAUCCCCUGAAAUGAUCAAGAAGCUCCUCAAAGAUGUCCCUUCUUUCUACGACGCGUUGUACACUGGUUUUUGCAUGAAGGGUUACCGGGUACUCGCUCUCGCGUACAAGCAAGUGGAGCCUGGUGCCUCGCAUGCGCAGCGGUCGGAUCUGGAGAAGAACCUUUCCUUUGCAGGUUUCUUGGUGGUGACAUGCCCGAUCAAGAAAGGCACGAAAUCCGACAUCGACGUCGUUUCGAGGGCCGGGCAUCGCGCCAUCAUGAUUACGGGCGACAGUCCCCUGACGGCGUGUCAAGUGGCUGCAGACGUGGGGAUUUUCCGAGAGGAGUCUGCGUCUUCUCGAGACGCGAGCGAGAAGAACGCCGGCGCGGAGACGGAGAGCGACGCGGAGACCCAUUCAGUUUCACGGCCCAUUCUCAUUUUGAAGUGUGGAGACCGACGCCGGGGUGCUUCGCUACCAAGCGGCGAAGCUGAGAACGCGCCUCCUGUCGCGGACGGCCUCCGCCAGCGGCGCGCUCCGCCGACGGCUCCGAGCGCGCUCGCGUCUUCCUCGCCUGCGUCGGCGCUGCCGCCCGCUUUGGAACAUUUCUUCUGGGAGAGUCGAGACGGCCGGCAGAGUAUCCCGUUGCUCGCCUUCCUGGCCGCCACUCCCAGCCCCGGCCAGGACGUUUCUUCCGCGUCUUCGCGGCCUCGGUGGACGGGGUUGGAGCGGCUCGCCGAGGAGUUCCACUUGUGCCUGACGGGGCCGGUGAUCUCUGCGCUCCUGGACGCGUUUGGGGCGGUCUCGGUCAGCGAGCACGUCGAGGUGUUGCAGCCACUGCUGCCGUUUGUCGGCGUCUUUGCGCGGAUGUCUCCGCAGCAGAAAGAACUGGUUCUGAUUGCCCUGAAUGCCUCGGGACUGACCACGCUGAUGUGCGGGGACGGGACGAACGACGUGGGGGCUCUCAAAGCCGCCCACGUGGGCGUCUCGCUGCUCUGUCAGGAGGCGAGCUCGACUCGGGGCAGCUGCAGUCGCCCGGAGCGGGGCGACCAGGAGGCCAAGAAGGGCGGCGCGGUCGGCGGCGGCGGCGCGCUUGUCCCUGGCAGCCCACACGCGGCCAGCGUUUCUCCGCUUGGCGGCAGACCCGGAGUCGCGAGCAAGAAAGAGUUGGAGCGGCGGAUGGCAGAAAUGUGGGAGCAGCUGGACGACGGCCCGCCGCUCGUGCGUCUGGGCGACGCGUCCAUUGCCUCACCCUUCACCUUCAAAGGCGAUUCGAUUCGGUGCGUGCCGCUGAUUCUGCGGUCGGGGCGAGCGACGCUGGUCACCGUCAUCAUGAUGUACAAGCUGAUGGCUUUGAACUCGACGAUCACCGCGUUCGCUCUCUCCGUCCUCACGCUCGACGGAGUCAAGCUGGGCGACCUGCAAACCAUCCUCGAGAACCUGCUGUGCACGCUGCUCACUCUGAUGAUCUCAAAGACGCGCCCGUCCGUCGAGAUGGGCUCCUGUCGCCCGAUUGCCUCGAUCUUUCACCCGCUGGUCUUCCUCUCCCUCGCCCUCCAGGCGGCGCUCCACACCUACACUUUGUACUCCGCCUGGGACCUGGCCAAGGCGUUUCGCGCGCCCGACUAUACGCCGAAUCUGGACGGCCACUUCGAGCCGAACCUGGUGAACUCCGUGGUGUUUCUCCUCAUCGCCUCGAUGCAUGCGUCCACGUUCCUCAGCAACUACGAAGGCGCCCCGUUCAUGGUCCCUCUCGUUGAGAACAGGCCGCUCGUCGUCACGCUCGGUUUCCUCAUCGCCACGCUCCUGACGCUGGUCUUCGAGUUGGUGCCCAGCCUGAACGAAACCCUGUCUCUGGUCCCCUUCCCCAACGGCGCAUUCAAACGGCAAAUCGUCGGUCUCGUCUUCCUCGACUUGGGCGGCGCGUGGCUCGUCGCCUGGAUCCUCAGAAGGAUCGGCUGGGCGUGGGCGCAGCGCAGCGCGCGCAGAGCUCGGCCUCUCUGA
Neospora caninum is the source of this 4263-nucleotide messenger RNA. RefSeq names its product putative cation-transporting ATPase. The transcript is spliced from 6 exons. Gene Ontology annotation, cellular component: endoplasmic reticulum membrane. The record is from RefSeq and is a predicted model, not a curated record. Gene Ontology annotation, molecular function: ATP binding; ATP hydrolysis activity; P-type ion transporter activity. Gene Ontology annotation, biological process: intracellular calcium ion homeostasis. Lineage: Eukaryota; Apicomplexa; Conoidasida; Eucoccidiorida; Sarcocystidae. Bases 1 to 4263 code for a protein of 1420 amino acids.